AAUAAUUAUGGCUCUAGUGAAUGUAACAUGCACCCUCCCCAAUAAAGAUCAAGUUGUUUUGAAAUGUGAAAUUCAAAAUAUUAGAAGUGAAUUGCAUAAAAAAGUUUCAGCUAUCUCAUUUGAUAAUAUCAUUCUGAUUGAUGAGAAGGAUUAAGUGUAUAAUGCAAGCAGUGCUUUAUAUUAAUCAAAAAUACAAUAACCGAAAAAUAAUUAUUAAUUUAAGGUUCAAGAGGCUCAUUCAAUGUACAGAGAGCUAAAAGAAUUGAUAAACAUUAAAAUAAAUAAUUACAAAAAAUUAGAAGAGAUGGAAAAAAACUUAAAAUCAUUAGUUGAAGAAAUAAAGGAAUAAGACAAAUAGCAUAAAUUGGAAAUAUAAUAAUUAUCCGAAAAUAAUCAAACUUAAAGUGCUGACAUCCUAAGAAGUAAAUAAAAUGAAAUGGAAAAAAUGAAAGCUGAAAAAGAAAAAUAAAUUAAGGAAAUCUAGGAAAAACAUGAUAGGCUGGAAUUGGAAUUGGGUGCAAUAAAUAGAAAAUGUAGCGACCUAGAAUAAAAUAUAUAAUAAUUAUAAGAAGAUAAUUAAUAAUAAUAAAGAAACUAUGAAAUAUAAUUAUAAAAAAAAAAUGAAGAAAUGUAGAAUGAAAUAAAUAAAAAGAAUUCAGAAAUAUAAAAUUUAAAUACAUAGUGGCAAAAUUAUUUAAAUUAGGUGAACUCUUAAUUUUAAUAAUAAUUAUAGCAACAGUAUCAACAGGCCACUUAAGCAAACAAUGAAUUAGUCACAUCAUUAGAAAAUCUUUAAAGAGAACUUGGAUAGGAAUAAUUAGCUUCAAAAGCUGAGACAGAUAAACUAAAAUUAUAGUUAAAAUCAGAAAAGGAUAAAUUAUAGGCUGCUAACGAUAGUAUUUUUUAGUUUGAAAGCACAAUUUAAUCAUUAAAUGAUAAAAUUAAAAAGUUAGAUAGAGAUUUAAAAGUAGGCAAGGAAAAAAUAAUUGAUUUAGAAUAGAAUUAAAGGACUACAUUUUCUAAUGUUUAAGAUGCUAAUUCUACUCUUUAAUAAAAAGAAACAGACAUUAAAAAAUUAACCACUUUAAAUAAGAGUUAACUCUAGCAAAUUGACGAAUUAACAGAGGAGCUCAAUUAGUUAAAAAUUCAAAAAUAAUAGUUGGAUGUUAAAAGUAAUACCUAAUUGUAACAAAUUGGGGAUUUAAGGGCAAAGGUUGAUGAAUUAAAUGAUGAAAUUGAUCAUCUGAAAGGAGAAUUAACAAAAAAAAAAUAUGAAUACGACAAAUAAACAAGCGACUUGAGAAUAUUAUAGAAAUAAAAGGAUUUUGUUGAUUAAGAAUUAAAAGAAUUAAAAAGUUAAUUACAAUAAACCAAAGAAUAAUUAGAACAAUAACAAAGUGGAGGAUAAAGCAAUGAAAAACAAAUAACACAACUAAAAAGUCAAAUUACAAAACUGGAAUAAGAAUUAAAAACAGUUACUGGUUAAAAUAAAGAUAACUAAGACAAAGUAAGAGAGUAAAAAUUAAAAUUGUAAGAAAAAGAGGGGUAAAUAGGUUAAUUAGAAAUUAAAUUAAAUUAAUUUUAAAACUCUUUAAAUCAAAAAGAGGAAUAACUUAAAAAUGAUUAAGCUUAAAAUCAUUAAUUUAAAACACAAAUGGAGGAACUUACUAAAUAAAUGAAGUUGGACAUGGAAUAAACAAAUAUGAAACUAAGUAUAAAAGACCAUAUUCUUUUAAAAUUAUCAAGGCAAGAUGAUAAAUAUCAAGAUAAAGUAAUUGGUGUUAUGGAAAGAGUAAUGUCAACACCUCAUAAAGUUAAAGAUUUUAAUAAAGAUUAGAAUGCUUAACUUGACCUGAAGGAAUAUGAUAUUUUUGAGAUAACUGCUGAAUAUGAUCAAGCAAAGCAACUUUUGACUAAGAAUUAGUAUUUCCUAUUUGAAUAAUGCUUAAAAAAGACUCCCAAGGGCAGUGUGAAAUUAAAUAGAAGUCUAUAACCAAAUGCCGAGUCCACAUUUUUUAAAGGUUAUUUAAGUGUGGUGACUGAGGCAACUUAAAAUGAAUUGAAAGGAAAAUUCUUAUUAAGAAAAGAUCUAAUAUCUUAAAAUCAAGCUUUUAUUAAUUUAGAUGAUGCAGCUUAAAUGUCUAAAAACAACUUCUUAUGCUAAUUUUUGAUGGAUCAAUUUAAUAAAGUCUUAAGAUCAUAAAGAUUAAGAGAAGGAGACUAUGGAAUCGCCAAACAAUUUGUAUUAAAAGAUAAGGGUAAAUAUUAAUUUAUAUAUUGAAUAGAAAAAGAAGAAUACUAUUAUUGUGAAAUGGCUGAGGAAGGAGAAUUUAAAAAGAUUAAUGGUGGAUGUUUUAACCCUAAAGAUAAAAGUGAGGUAAAUUCUUAUUUUAAUGCCUUCUCUAAAUAUGUAUAUGCAUUUUCAAAGGAAAGUUAUAUUAUAUCUCAUCUUUAAAUUUGUGGAAAAUUUGUGUAUGAUAUGAUAGUUAGUACAACUUAUAAAGGAUUGUUUUCAACUUUAGAUUAAGGAUAAAAUGAAAUUGCAUUGGUUUUAGAAAUAAUUAAUGGCUUACCUCAAGAUUAUAUUAAACUCCAUUGGACUCAAAAAAUAGAAGAUGUUGCUAAAGAGGGAGUAAAAUGAGUUAAUUAAAGUUUAUUUAACAUAUUCAAAUGUCA
This is a messenger RNA of Paramecium octaurelia, 2676 nucleotides long. NCBI's taxonomy places the organism in Eukaryota, Ciliophora, Oligohymenophorea, Peniculida, Parameciidae. The record is from the annotation of a GenBank genome assembly.